AUGCGCCGUGCGGGCGGAGUGGCUUGCCGAUGGGGACGGCGACCCAUCGAGUUCACGGUGGGGCAGUACAAUAUUUUAGCCGGAUAUCUCGGCAACAACAUGGAGCCCUGGUUCCUCUACGGUGUCAACAUGCCCGACGAGCGCCGUCGGGCCAUCUUCCGUAUGCAUCGAGAGAAGCUGCCAAAUGGGGACCACGCCAACUUCGGUUGGCCAAAGUAUGUCAAGGGCAUCUUGUCAGACGAGGAGAUUCGCCGUGUGGAGCAGAUUCAUCAGCAGCACUUCGCAUGGGAACAGCGUCGCUGGCGACUGCUGGAGGUCAUCCAAGGCAUGAAAUGUGACCUGCUAUCCCUGGUGGAGUGCGAUCAUUACCAGGACCACUUCAAACCUGCGCUCCUGAAGAUGGGCUACGAGUCCAUUUGGCGAAAGCGACCUCGCGCGACAAGCGCUGAUGGAUGCUGUGUUGCAUGGCGUUCUGAUCUCUUCCGGCUACUGGAAGAGGAGAACGUGGAAUUCAUUGACAGAACUUGUCCAGUGCAGGGCAACGAGUUCAAGGACCGCAUUGCUUUGAUCGCACUCCUCCAGCAGAAAGGAAGCCGGCAGAAGAUCUGCCUGGUCUCCACUCAUUUGCAGAGAAAUCCGGAGGAUUUGGCGCAGGAGAUGCUUCGUGCAAAGCAAGUGGGUCAAGUGCUACGCGCCUUGGUUGACUUUGCCACGAAACACGAUGUCUUUGAGGUCCCGGUGGUCUUGGCAGGGGACCUAAAUUGCAGCUCGUUCGGUCGGUUGAGAGGUGUGGCCAACACGCUCUCAUUGCUGAACCGCGACGUGGUUUUGCAUCCCUUCACCUUCGACACGGCCGACGUCCCCACGGGAGUCACCUCCGUGACAUUGGCGCGGAAGCUGCGGAUCGAUGCCAUCGUCUAUCAGUGUCAACGCUUGGAGCUGGUUGAUGUGCAGGAAUCUCCUGACCUGCACGAAGCAAUUCCAAAUGAGCGCCAUCCAUCAGACCAUGUGCCCAUCGUAGCACGCUUCCGUUGCCGCUCUCAGCGUGGUCGGAAUGGACUUCGCCACGUGGCGAAGGAAUGGUUUUGGAGCCUUGCUGGUCACUUGGCAGUAGAUAUUGAGGUGCUUCUUGAGAGUGCUUUGGGGGAAGCGGAGAACACGGAAAGCCAUGUGCGUGUGCAUGAGUACCUCUUCCCAAUGUAUGUGGUCAAAGUCUCGGAUUUUCUACAGAUGGAGGGAGUGCUGUUCAUCUCUCACCAGUGGUUGGGGGCCAAAGCUCCAGAUCCCAGCGGACAGCAGCUGUUUGUGCUACGCCAAGCACUGAAACGCUUCAUGGACAAGUCCUUGCUGGUGGAGGAGGACCUCACACGAAUGUUUCGUUCCUUUCACAACGCCACCAGCUAUGAGCAGGUUGCAGAUGGCUACCUUUUCCUGGACUGGUUUGCUAUCCCGCAGAUCACAGCCAGAACUGAUGGAGUGAACGAAGAUGCAACGAGAUCAGAUGCGGCCUUGGCAGUUCAGAGUAUUCCUGCCUAUGUAGAAGCUUGCGAUUUGUUUGUUGCUUUGGUCCCCGAACAAGUUCAUAGUGACACUGGUCUCGCGUGCAACUAUAUGUCUUGGCUGUCCAGAGGAUGGUGUAGGGCAGAACUCUGGUGCCGAUUGCUGUCAAUUCGACAUGAUACGAAAGUUAUCGUGCUAUUCUCCGCCAAAGAAGCUCUUUACAUUUUACCUUACGAUUGGCAACGGCAUCUUGUUGCAGACGGUUUGUUCACCGUGGAGAGCGAUCGUGCAGUGGUGGUGAAACUGGGAGAAAUGGCUCUGAACAGCAAGAUUUCGCACCUUCGGAAGUCGGGCAUGCUGACUGAGUACCGUUUUUACCUGGCUCGUCGGCCUGCGUUGCUGAAACAGCAGCAGGAAAAGUGGAACCUCCAGGGUUUCUUGGACCAUUUUUGUUUUCCAAACCUCGAGGAUGCUGUGAGGCUUGAAAGCGGCAUGACAGGGAUGAUGUGUGCCAUCAUGGCUGGAGAUGUGGACAUGUUGAAGAUCUUGGUGGAGCACCGGGCAGAUCCCAAUGGCCGAAUCCGUGGCCUGGCAGAGCUGGGGUAUUACGAUGAACAGACACCGUUGAUGGUGGCAGUGAAGAGCUACCAGGAGCCACAUUUGUUGUCGGCGCUGAUGUCCUUACACGCAGAUCCAAACGGAUUCGCCAUUUCCGGACAGAUUACAACUCCUGCUUGGCUGGCCUCGCGACCUGGUCAUGUGAGGGUCCUGUUGGAGAACAGAGCAGAUUUGGUGACUACUCAAGCACUGAACGGCGUAGCAGGGCGGCAAUCUUCCGAAACCCUCAGAGCCUUCUUGGAGACAAAAUGCGAUCCUACGCGCCUUGCAUCUGAUGGGUUUCAUGCUUUGCAUGCCGUACCCGUCUUUGGUCGAGCCAAUCCUGAUGCCUGCAACAACCUGAAGCUCCUGUUGUCCUUCCGCGCUGAUGUGAAUGUGCAGGCUUCACCCACGGGACCCCUGUACUGGGAAUGCCUGCGGGCUGGAAUCUACACAUCACUGUGGGGCUUGGAAGGAAGUGCUUACAUGCGUAAAAUGGCCAGCCUCCCUGGUUCGACACCUUUGUCGGUGGCUGCAACCUUUGGAGACAAGGCACUGGUGCAAUUGCUGUUGGAGAACCAUGCCGACCUGCAGAUUGCCAAUGAUCGAGGAGAUACCCCAGAAGACUUGGCCAGGGCCUGUGGUUACAGCGAUUUGCUGCCCAUCCUUUCCACCUUUGCAGUAAACCUGCUGGCUAUGGGGAACACUGCGUCUUUGUGCCGCCCCAAAGAGGAAGUGCCGAAGAAGGCAUUCUCACAAUGCGAUGUGCGAGUGCAUCAGUAUUUGUUUCCCAUGUACGUGGUCAAAGUCUCGGAUUUUCUGAAAAUGGAUGGGGCCCCCGAACCGCACCAUGUCUUGCAAGAGAAGGGAUUGCUUCACGAGUGGCAGCCAGGAAUGUUUGUGAUUUUUAUCUCUCACCAGUGGUUGGGAACCAAGUUUCCAGAUCCCCUGGGUCACCAAGUGGACCUGCUGCGUGAAGCCUUGCGUCGUUUGAUGGACAAGUCUCUGAAAGUGGAGGCGGACCUCACGCGUAUGGACUUUGGGGAAGCCAUCAGCUACGAGCAGGUCGCAGAUGGCUAUCUCUUCCUGGACUGGUUCGCAAUCCCGCAGAUCACAGCUAGAACUGAUGGUGUGAAUGAAGAUGCAACGAGAUCAGAUGCGGCCUUGGCAGUUCAGAGCAUUCCUGCCUAUGUAGAAGCCUGCGAUUUGUUUGUUGCUUUGGUUCCAGAGCUUGUUCAUAGUGACACUGGCCUUCCAUGCAACUACAAGACGUGGCUGUCCAGAGGAUGGUGUAGGGCAGAGCUUUGGUGUCGCUUGCUGUCCAACAGGCGGGACACCAGUGUGAUCGUGAUAUUUUCUUCCCACGAAGCGUUGUACAUUUUCCCCUUGGACUGGCAGAAGAACACCAUUUCCAACGGCCUCUUUACUGUUGAAAGUGACCGUGCGGUGGUAGUCAAACUUGGCGAGAUGGCCUUGAAAUCCAAGAUCCAGCACCUGAGAGAAGCGGGGCCUCUCACUGAAUAUCGUUUCUAUUUGGCCCGUCGUCCUGCCUUGCUGAAUCAGAAGCAAGAAAAGUGGGACCUCAAUGGAUUCUUGGAGUAUUUUGAUUUUCCAAACAUGGAGGCGGCAGUGAAGCAGGAAAGUGGCAUGACCGGCAUGAUGUGUGCAGUCCUGGCUGGUGAUUUGGACAUGUUGAAGAUCUUGGUGGAGCACCGGGCAGAUCCUAACGGUCGGGCCAGUGGUCUCGCGGAUUUGGGCUAUUAUGACACGCAAACACUGUUGAUGGUUGCCGUCAAAAGCCAUCAGGAUCCUUCAGUCUUGUCUACACUCAUGAGUCUACGCGCAGACCCGGAUCUUGUUGCCAGAUCGGGGAUUGGUGCCAUGUGGUUAGCCUUGGAUCCUGGGCAGGUCCAAGUCUUGCUGGAGCACAAGGCUAUCUUGGAGCAUAGCGCCUUGAACGGCGUUGCUGGAAGAGCUUCCUCUGCCACUGUCCGUGUGCUCCUGGAGAAUAGGUGUGAUGCUGGCUGCCGCUCCUUCGAUGGCUUUUCACCACUCCAUGCUGUGCCGACCUUCGGUCGUGCAAAUCCACAUGCUUGCGAAACCACGCAGCUGCUGUUGGCAUUUCGGUCGGAUGUGAACGUUCAAGCGCAGCCUUCGGGCCGAAUGUUCUGGGAGUGCUUUCGAGCGCGAGUUCAUACCGCAGUGUUCGGCCUCCAAGCCUCUGCAUAUCGACGGAAGCUUGCCUCCCUCCCAGGAGCAACGCCCUUGUCUAUAGCAGCCGUCAUGGGCGACAAGGCAUUGGUCCAGCUCCUGCUGGAAAAUGAUGCGCAAGUUGACAUCCCGAACAAUCGUGGAGAUACAGCUGAAGACUUGGCUAGGGCUUUUGGGCACCAUGAUUUACUCCAAAUCCUAUCCACCUUUGCGGUCUAAAGCGCGGUGGAAAUGGACAGCCAAAGUGCUGCCCAACUUUGACUUCAGUAUCAUCCUUUGAUAAUGCUGGAGAUGAACUCUCUCCUACUGGUCAGAGUGAAGAAGCGCUGCAGAGUGGAUACAGGGUAUAGAAAGGUAUAGUUCUUGCAAGAUGAGGUGGACAACCC
Molecule: messenger RNA, 4694 nt
Organism: Cladocopium goreaui
Lineage: Eukaryota; Dinophyceae; Suessiales; Symbiodiniaceae
Source: the annotation of a GenBank genome assembly